Amoebophrya sp. A120 is the source of this 3612-nucleotide messenger RNA. Lineage: Eukaryota; Dinophyceae; Syndiniales; Amoebophryaceae. The record is from the annotation of a GenBank genome assembly.
AUCAAAGUUGCAGGCCUAAAAGUUUUGGAAUCUUACGUUAUCUUUUACCAGUACGGCGUGUACAAACAUUAACUUUAAGUUUAACUUGUUCGAGUUCUUGUUAGCAUUGCCUUUACCACGAACAUGAUGCGUAGUUUGAGCUUCAACAUCUUCACAGUCUUUGCUGUGGCGACCACAAUGGUCGUCGCUGCCAGGGUUGAACCUGACAACAAUCGAGAUCAACGGGGCCGCGCUAUUUUUCUUGGAAGAGAUGAUCCAGUAGUGCAAGAAGUGCUUAACAAUCGUUUCCAAGGCUUCCUCCGCACCGAACGGGACUACGGGAGACUCGCCCGGGUCUCGAAGGGAACUCGGGCAGCACUGCAGGAAGCAGAAAAGAGCCUAGGCCACAGGAGGCAGCAAGUUUUCCGCGCUUUCCGGUCUCUGCAGGAACUCGAGGAGGCUAUGCAGCUUUGGUGGACUGACGAAGCUAGAACUAUCAGAGCUCCAGACGGGAAUCAAAGCGAGCAAAAUUACGAGGAUCUUCGGAACGCCGCCGAGGCAAGAUACGGCCCGGUGGAGCAGUGGGACGUUGGCGGGCUUGACAAGCUUCCAGAGUUUUGCCACUAUGAUGAAUACAAGUCGCUUCGGUGGAGUCAGAUGUAUGUCCCGUCUUUUCGGAUUUCGCGUUGGAAUACCAGGGGUAUCAGAGACAUGAGCGCUGCUUUUGCGGACUGCGGCCAGGGCUUUAAUCAGCCGCUAUACUGGGACACGAGUACGGUGCAAAGGAUGGACUGGAUGUUUUUCGGCUGCCGUGACUUCAACGACCGUUCGAUUCGCUCGUGGCGCGUGAGCGAGGUAGAAAACAUGGAAUAUAUGUUUGCCACUGCCAGAAGCUUCAAUCAGGACCUCGGAGAAUGGGAGGUGACCACGAAGCUGAAAAACGUCGUGUCUAUGUUCGACCGCGCUCAUGCAUUCGACCAGAACCUCGAGGCCUGGGAUGCGGUACUGGCGAAUCGCCGUCGACAGGAAGUAGGCGCGGAGCCAGUAGCAACAGACUCGAUGUUCCUGUACACGUAUGCAUUCCAAAUAUGUCUGGGUCUUGAAGAGUGCAAAAUUUGUUUUGCAUCUCGCGGCGGACCACGCACAUGGUCAUGGUCUGUGUCUGCAACUGCGUUGCACAGAGAAGCAUGACAGAGUUUGCAAGACAAUCCUCAUGCCAAUUCCGAAUGAGAAUGAGAAAUUAGCUUUUCCCUAGCAAGGGCAACUACUGGCGUUCAUGCAACACGAAUUUUUAUGUGAUCGAGAGUUUGCAUGACAGGCUGCAUUCUUCCAGACCCAGACAUAGCUACAAUGCAUAACACGCUUGUUUUCCACCGCUUGGCUCUUGCCGAGUGUGGUUGUUAUGCAAAGGCGCGGCACGGCGAGGAGCGCCCCUGGCCGGAUAAUGAAGAACACGACUGUUGGAAUAUCACAAGGCUAAACGCUUCACGCUUAAAAACUUCACUCCUUAAAAAAAAUUUUCUUUGGGGGAUUUUUUGGAUCUCUGAAAGCAAAGCAGCUGUUUCGAGGAGGUGAAUCGUUUGUCAGCCACGCCUAUGCUCCAACCCAAAAGGCCUCAAAAACAGAGCCACUUUCGGGCCACCAAAACUGGCCAACUUUGUGAGGUGAAUCGCUUGUCAGCCACGAGCUGAGUCCAACCCAAAACGCCUCAAAAACAUAGCACUUGUCACAAAAGCAUCGCUUUGAUGCACCAUUUCGAUGAUUUUCAAAAGUGCUCGUUUUUGGAAGCUUGCGCCGAUGCUGCGGCGGCCAAAUAUGGCCAAAGUGAAUCGUUUGUCACCGGAGCCAGUUUCUGGAUUUUUGCUGAUUCUUCGGCCGGUGCUACGCUCAAAAAACCCACAAGCGAUUCAUUUUUUUGUCAAGUCAUCGACUUUUUCACUUUUUCGCACACAAAAGUCUCCGCUUUGCUUUCAUCUUACUCAAAUGAAGACUCUUCGGGAGUUUCGCUCUCAGAAUUAUAAGCCGUGGCGUCUUCACUAGUCAACUGCCAACCUCUACCCCCCAAAGCAAGGCCCAGUCGUCCUUCCACUGAUGCAGAAGGUGCACGCGCCGCAAUGCCGUCGUCGGCACGUAGCUGCUGAUGCUGUAAGCAACAGCGCCAAACCUCACUAAAAAAAGAUUUUUUUUAGCAAGUGAAGUUUUUAAAAGUGAAGCGUUUAGCCGUGUGAUAUGGAAAAGGGCAUUUAAAUUCUCAACGGAUAGUGUCAAAGAAAGGUGGAGGACAAAGAGGUAGACAACUUCUACAGGUUGAUUGUAUCUACUAGCAUCACUGGCAGAGUCUGGCGCGGCCACGACAGCCAAGUUUAUUUUGAAUCCAAGUUUUGCGCACUAAAUGCUAAACACGACGUAUGAACUUGAACUAGUACCAUCCAGCUUCAUUGCCGCGCUCCGUCGCCCGGAUAUUGAAGCGGCCGCCAGGCGGUGCCAUAAAAUGGCGCUAAAUGUGUAUUGGCCGGGAUUUUUGAAACGAUAUGUUGGCAGAAGGGGCAAAAACGAAUCGGCAGAGCGCACGACUUCACGACAAAGUAAACAUGUUGAUCUUCUCCAGUUUGGCUCAAUUCGUAUCUAAGUAUCUAGUUGGAUUAAUAAUUCGUCCUGUUUUGAAGAUUCAGACAAAAAAAACAGCUCGUCCUCGUCACACACAGCGCGACUUUUACACUUUGCGCUCUUUGUCAAGGGACGCACAAGAAUAUAAACUGGGAAUUUGACACUCUAAUUCUCAUUUUUAGUUCCUCAGAUUUGAGGAACUAAUGAGGAAGAGGAUUCAAGGAAAUUUUACUGCGACAGCGCCGAACGCGAACAGAAUAAGUACUUACAUUCAUCACCUUGGAUGACUUAAUCCAACGACGGCGCUGAGCAAAAAGCAUUUGCAGUGCAGAGAUUUAUUCCUUCGUCAGGAGCUUAGUACAACAACAACUAGGCAACCACUAAGCAUACAUCGAGGAUCAAUCGAAAUCAACUUUCAUAAUUACUGUCAUUCGCGCAAAACUAAAAUGUUUGUUAGCACACAAGAGCAUGAUAAACAAGAAGAAAUCUUCGUAAUCUGACUACUUAGGAUCGGUUGAACGCAGCUCUGAAGAAAGAUUUAUACCGCAGUACUAAGAGACGAAGCGGGUCGUUUUUGCAUAGGAAAUGAUGUCGGAUAUUGUGGGCGCUACCAACACGCAAGCAUUCCGCCCCACAAUCUCCGUCGCACUCCGUUCCAUGCAGCGGCCCGUAGUCUCAUCAGCAAGCUGUGCAAUGAAUCUGAAUGUAUAAUUUUUUUCAACGAAGGCAAAAGAUAAAGAACGGAAAGCUAUGAGACCGUAACGCGAAGCAUAUGUUAUUUGUUGCUCCACAAAAACGAUUUAGUAUUUCAGUUAUUUUUUUUGUAUAAUGUUGGUUGAAGAGCAAGAAAAAAAAAGCCAAGUGGAAGAGAAGUGAAGUACGGCAAGGGGUGGCUUUCUAUCGCAUCCAGGAUCAAACCUGGGCUGUAGAGUGACACCGAAAUUUCGAAAGCACCAGGCUCUUGUGCACGUCCAAGAAAAAAUGGAAGAGAAUGAACAGAACGACAGAAACUUUCACAGGACAAGC